Messenger RNA from Plasmodium relictum, 3906 nucleotides. Its product is annotated as conserved Plasmodium protein, unknown function. NCBI's taxonomy places the organism in Eukaryota, Apicomplexa, Aconoidasida, Haemosporida, Plasmodiidae. The transcript has a single exon. The record is from RefSeq and is a predicted model, not a curated record. The coding region runs from base 1 to 3906 and encodes 1301 amino acids.
AUGAAAAUACCUCUAAAUGAUUUAACAAUAAAAGAAAAGGGAUUAGGUGAUUAUUCUUCUAAUUUAAAAAAAAAAAAUUGUAAAAUUAUUUCUUAUUUAAAAAAUAAAUCUAAAAUUAAUUUUCUUUUGUUAAAUACAAAAGAAAUAAAAUCUAGUCAUUCUUUGAAUAAUGAAAGUAGUAAAUUAUAUUUUAAUGAUGAAAAAGUAAUUAAUAAUUCACAUAAAAAUCCAUCUGAUUGCAUCUAUUUAUUAAAUAUUGACAGUUUGAACUUGAAAAAUGAUUUAGGAUAUAAAAGUUGUAAUAAACUUGACGAAGUUAAUAGUGUUCCUAUUAAACCUCCUGGAAAGAAUAAGAGAAAAGAAAAAGCUGCUUUCCUUAAUAAAAUGAAAAUAUUUUAUAAUAUAGAAGAAAAUAAAAAUAACGAAAUUACUAAUCUCAAUGAUAAUAAAAAUAAUACAAUAAGAAAAAAAACAUUUUCUAAUCAUUACAUUAUUUCCAGAAUCGAAAAUGAUCGCCAUGAUGAUAUUAAAAGUAAUAUAUAUAAAAGAAAUGUGAAUAUAGAUAAUAAUAUCUUAGAAAAAAAAAGGAUGAGCAAUUUUUCUCCAAAAGAACUAACAAUUAAUCAAUAUGCAUAUAAUUUUAUUGAUAAUUACAACGAAACAUCAAGAAAAAAAAAUGAUAUUAAGAAUAAUAAUUCCAGUUAUGAUAAUUUACUACAAAUAUAUGAACAUAAAUACCUUAAGACAAUUGCUAAAACAAAUAGAUCAUUCAGCAAAUCUAUUCACAAUAAUAAUUAUUCUGUGAAUUUAUUAAAUGAACAAUUAAAUAAUAAGGUAAUAAUCAACAAUAAAAAAGACCACGAUAAAGAAGGAAAAAUGAAUCACAUAGAAUAUUCAAAAACACUAAACAGUAAUAUUUAUGAACAAGUAAAUAAUCAAAGUAAUUUAAAGCAUAUAACAAAUAAUAAUUUAAGUAAUGAUUUUAUAAAACAAGAAAUUGAUGAUAAUAGUAAUAGUAAUGGUAGAAUUAAUGGAGAUAAUUAUAAUAGUAGUAUUCACAAUGAUAAAAGUAGUGAUAAUAAUAAUAAUACUUACAGCUAUAAACAAAAAUUAAAUGUAACUGGCCAACUAAGUUCUACAUUUAAUAAUGAGUUUAUUAAAAGUAAUCCUUUAUUGCAAACAAAAAUUUCUGAUGAUGAGAAAAUGAACGAUGAUAUAAAUAGGGUUAUAAAAAGUAUAAACACUUUAUGUAGUUAUAUAAAAGAUAAUGUUCCUAUAAAAAAUAAAAUAAAAGAAGAAAAAGUUGUAAAUUAUUUUAUUAAGGAUAAUAUUCUGAAUUUCAAUAAAUAUAUGUCUGUGGAAAAAGAGCAAAAUUUAUAUUAUUACGAAAAGAAAAAGAACAUAAAAAAACUAAAGCUACAUAGAAAAAAACAAAAAAAUAAAGUCAAAAUAAUACAUAGUGGAAAUAUCAGAAAAAAGAAAAAUGAAAUAAAAAAAAAAAAAAUUGAAAAAUUAAAUAGAAAUGUAGGCAUAAAAAUUUUGGCACCAUCGAUCAACCUAGAAAAAGAGGUAUAUACUGAGGAAAAAAAAAAAGUUGAAGAUAAAACAAUCAAAGAAGAGAAAUUAGAAUAUUUACAAGAAACAAAUAAUAUAGAAAAAAAGAAAAUGGUGCGAAUAUUAGAUAAUAGUAUUGAAAAAGCAAAUGCAGGAUCACAAAUAAUGAAAAGAGAAGAUGUGAUGAAAAAAAUUGAUGAAAUAAAGUGUAAAGAUAUUAAAAAUUUUUUAUUUGAAGAAUUAAAAAAUGAGUUAUUUUCCAGUUUAUUCAUGACAAAUGGCAAUAAAUCAAAUGUUUGCAACUAUGAAUAUAUAGGCAAAAAUAAUAACUUGAAAUUAGAUAAAAAUAUUAAAUCAGAUAAACAAAUAAACAAAAACAUUACAAAUUAUUCAGAUUUUUUAAAGCCUAUUAAGUGCUAUAAUAAUAAGGAAGCAAAGAAUCAUUUAAAGAGAAUAAAAAGCGUUAAUAGCAAAAACUUCUUAAUUUAUAAGAAAAAAAAAGCACUGAAUAUAAAUAAAAAGAAUUCUAAGAAUAAUAGCAAAAAAAAUGAAACAUUAAAAAAUAUUGUAUUAAAAACAGAAAAAAACAAAAUAUUAUUAAAAAAUAAUGUAAUGGAAGAAUUGAAAUUAGGAGAUGACAAUAUUACUACUUUAGCAUUAUUAAAAAAUGAUAGUGAAGAUUUAACAAAAAAUAAAAAGGAUAAUUCCCAUGAAAGUAGUAAUAAUAAUAAUGAACAAUUUAAUAAUAUUAGAAAAAAUAUAAUUAAAGAAGAAUAUCUUAAAAAAAAAAAUUACAGCAUUAACAAUUCUAAUUCAAAAGAUUAUAUUACAAUAAGAAUCCUUAAUAAACAAGACUACAAAGAAAAACAAAAUGUAUUUAAAAGUAAUAAAUUUUAUUCUUUAAGUAAAAAGGGAAGUAUAAUAAAAGAAUUAGAAGAUAUAAAUAAAUUCUCUAAAAGUAAAAUUAAAGGAAAAAAAGAAAAUUUCAAAAAUGUGCAAGCUUAUAAAAAAGAAAUAAAAAGAAAAAAUAAUAUUUUUCAUAAAAAUAUUAAUGAAACCUCGGAUAAAAAAGUAUAUAAGAAUGAAAAUAGUUCUUUUUUUCCAAUAUUGCAUAAUUAUAAAAAUAUGAUAUAUAUAGAAGAAUAUAAUAGUGCAUAUAUAUAUUUAGCAAAUAAUUUAAAUAAUGCUAUUUAUAAUAUCUUUAAAUAUAAAAAUAAAAUACUUUUUUUUCAUAUUUUUCUUUAUUCUUUUAAUAUAUUUCUAUUUUAUGAAUUGCUAAAUAAUGAUCUUAUAUAUAAGCAAGAUAGUUUUGCUACAAAAGAAACGGUUUUAUUUUUAUUUUUUAUGAUCUUGGAGUUAUAUGUAUUAUUCCUGAAUAAUGCUAUUUAUUUUUUUUUAAGAAAUGAAAUGAAAAAAGCUAUUUCUACUUUAGAUAAAAUAAAUUUAAUAUAUUCAUUGAAUAAAAUAUUCCCAAGGUAUUGUUCUUUCUUUAAGAAGUAUUUUUCUAUUUUAGAAGAUAUAGAUUGUCUUGAUGAAGAAUUAAAAAAAAAAGAAAAAAAAAAAAUUAUGAAUUCAAAUAGCUUUGGAACUUUAUCAAAUGCUAAUUGUAUUAUUAAAAAUAAGAGUAACUUAGAUGAUAUAGAAAAGUUAAAUAACAGAAAAGAAAAUAAUACUAAGGAGAUAAAUAAAUUAGAUAAAUUAAAUAAUUUAGAUUUAAUAUAUAAUAAUGAAGAAAAGAAGAAAAAUAAAAAAAAAAUAAAAAAAAACCUUAAAGAAUUAUUAAGAAAAAAAGAUAAACUUUUAAAUUUUAAGGAUUCUGAAAAUUGUAAAGAUAUAUAUGUUUACCCUUCAAACAACAACGAAAAUAUAAAGUAUUUUAAUGAUAAAAUAGAAUAUGAAGAAAAUGAUAUUGUGUAUAUAAAUGAAAAAAUAAAACAAGAAAAUAAAAUAAAUUUUAAUUAUUCGAAGUCAGAAUAUAAAAGUAAAAAAAAUAGCGAUAAAAAAAUAUUUGAUUUUAUGUUUUUCAUAUUAAAUAAUCAAAAAAACCUAAACUUAGAUAAAUUUUUUUUUUUUAAAGUAAGAAAAUAUGCAAACUAUUUAAUAAUUUUUUCUUCUUUAUUAUUAUUUUAUAUUACAACAUAUUUUAAAAUAAAGGAUCCUUCUUAUUUUUCAAAGAAAAAUAAUUAUAUUUUUUUUAUUUUUGUUUCUUGUAUCAUAUUUAUUCAAAUAUUUUUUUGUAUAAUAAUAGAAAUUAAAAAUAUUUUUGUAGACAAAAUUAAAAUAUUUUUAAAUAAAAGGAUUACUAAUCUAGAAUAUCAAUUAUAUAUAUAUAUGAGUCAAGUAUUAGAAUAA